AUGCCCCUCAUAGACCACAACCACCUACUGCCGGCUGUCUACUCCCCGGAGGGCUUGUUCCUGGACUCAGGAGCUGAGCGGCUGCAGGAGACGGAAAGGCAGGCGGAGCGUGCAGGGCCAGACCGGCCGCGAGAAGGACACGGGACUAAGGAAGGGGACGUGCAGCGGCACCUCUACCUCCAGGACGUGCUUACGGGGGUGGCCGGGGUUCCCGAGAGGCCCAGGGUGCCUGAGUUCACCUGUCAGAUGGCGGGCUGCUGCCAGGUAUUCGACACCCUGGAGGAUUAUGAGCAUCACUACCACACUCUGCACAGAAACGUGUGCUCCUUUUGCAAGCGGGCCUUCCCCUCGGGACAUCUGCUGGACAUCCACAUCUUGGAGUGGCACGAUUCCUUGUUCCAGGUCCUGUCUGAGCGGCAGGACAUGUAUCAGUGCUUGGUGGAAGGCUGCACAGAGAAGUUCAAGACCAGCAAAGACAGGAAGGACCACCUGGUGAGACAUCACCUCUACCCUGGGGACUUCCGGUUUGAUAAACCAAAGAAAAGCAAAGGCCCAGCCACUUCCAUGGCUGCCAUGGAAGUGCCGACAGAAGCCAUGGGGGAUGAUGGGGACACCAUGGAAGUCUGCUCUGAACACGUGACACCACCCCCAGAGCCCGUGGGUGAGAAGCGGACCUACCGCCACAGAGUACCUUCCACCGUCUGUUUUGGUCAAGGUGCAUCGCGAGGAUUUAAAAGCACCAAGAACAGAAAUAAGCACUAGUGACAGCUGAGCCUGAGAGCGGGCCUUUGCCACCCUUCAUGUCUCGGUCCUUUGGGGGAUGGCGGGAUGACACCAGUUGCCAAUAUCAGCAAAGAGAGACCACAGAUUUCGGCAGUGACUCUGCUCCCAUCCCCUCCCUCUGUAGGGGCCAUCCUACAAGUGUUCUUUAUAAAGCAUAUAUUUUUUA
Myotis brandtii (Brandt's bat) is the source of this 949-nucleotide messenger RNA. RefSeq names its product zinc finger protein 511 (gene ZNF511). Lineage: Eukaryota; Metazoa; Chordata; Mammalia; Chiroptera; Vespertilionidae. The coding region runs from base 1 to 762 and encodes 253 amino acids. The record is from RefSeq and is a predicted model, not a curated record. The transcript has 7 exons.